UUUCCGCUUUUGACAGCAAAAAAGACGCGAACCUGCAAAGGUCGAUUGUUUGGGUUCAGCAGCAUUGCGCUAGCGAGUAGAUUUUCAUUAAAAAAUUUGCCCAUUUUCAACUAAAAGUUCACGUACUAAGCAAAACAAUUGUUGCUCGGUGUGUCUGCGCAUCCCGCUAAACAAUAAUCCGUGGUAUCGCACGACGCGAUAGCACGCAGCAGGCGAGCAAAGGCUCAUACAAUCUUGGCUUGUGUGUGUGUGCGUGUUUUUUUUGUUUUGGAAGGACACUAUCCUGAACCAUGGUACCGAUUGGAGGGCCGGUUGGGCAUGGUGGGCACCCGAUUCACAUACCAACUCCGAUCCAGAAUGCUCCUCCACCGUCGCAGAGCCAGCAUGCACCAUCUAGUCAGAACCGGCAGUCGCUUUCCGUGAAACCAAAUUAUACCCUCAAGUUCACACUAGCCGGACAUACGAAAGCGGUUUCGGCAGUAAAAUUUAGCCCGAACGGGGAAUGGCUUGCAAGCUCCUCUGCUGACAAGUUGAUCAAAAUAUGGGGUGCAUACGAUGGCAAGUUCGAGAAAACGAUCUCGGGCCACAAGCUCGGUAUUAACGAUGUGGCGUGGUCGAGCGACAGUCGCUUGCUGGUAACGGCCAGCGACGACAAGACGCUCAAAAUCUGGGAACUCAGCUCGGGCAAGUGUCUGAAAACGCUGAAGGGCCACACCAACUACGUGUUCUGCUGCAACUUCAACCCGCAAAGCAAUCUGAUCGUGUCGGGCAGCUUCGACGAGUCGGUGCGCAUCUGGGACGUGCGUACCGGCAAGUGUCUGAAGACGUUGCCCGCCCACUCGGAUCCGGUGUCGGCGGUACACUUCAACCGCGACGGUUCGCUGAUCGUUUCGUCGAGCUACGAUGGGUUGUGUCGCAUCUGGGACACGGCCAGCGGCCAGUGCCUGAAGACGCUGAUCGACGACGACAAUCCGCCCGUUUCGUUCGUCAAGUUUUCCCCGAACGGCAAGUACAUCCUGGCGGCCACGCUCGACAACACGCUCAAGCUGUGGGACUACUCGAAGGGCAAGUGCCUGAAGACGUACACGGGCCACCGCAACGAGAAGUACUGCAUCUUUGCCAACUUUUCCGUCACCGGUGGCAAGUGGAUUGUGUCGGGCAGUGAGGACCACAUGGUUUACAUCUGGAACCUUCAGAGCAAGGAGAUCGUGCAGACGCUGCAGGGCCACACGGAUACGGUGCUCUGUACGGCGUGCCAUCCGACCGAGAACAUCAUCGCUUCGGCUGCGCUCGAGAACGACAAAACGAUAAAGCUUUGGAAGAGCGAUACGUAGAGCGGUUGGCCCACCGUACCCACUGCUCGGCGGCACACAAAAGCGUGGCAAGGGAGGGCAUUUGGUUUAGGAGUAAUUUCAUGCAACAGCUGAUAGGAAAGGUAGAAGCGACAUCCCUAGCACAGUAAGCAAGAUUCAGAACGGUUUUAUAAGCAUACGACGUCUGGUGUAUAACAAUAUACGAACUAACCAUACAACCUACUACUACACUGUACUACGAA
This is a messenger RNA of Anopheles stephensi (Asian malaria mosquito), 1555 nucleotides long. RefSeq names its product WD repeat-containing protein 5 (gene wds). Gene Ontology annotation, molecular function: histone binding. Gene Ontology annotation, cellular component: Set1C/COMPASS complex. The transcript has 3 exons. Lineage: Eukaryota; Metazoa; Arthropoda; Insecta; Diptera; Culicidae. The coding region runs from base 291 to 1334 and encodes 347 amino acids. The record is from RefSeq and is a predicted model, not a curated record.